This is a messenger RNA of Fusarium tjaetaba, 682 nucleotides long. Its product is annotated as Fso1. The transcript has a single exon. NCBI's taxonomy places the organism in Eukaryota, Fungi, Ascomycota, Sordariomycetes, Hypocreales, Nectriaceae. The record is from RefSeq and is a predicted model, not a curated record. The annotation marks the transcript as partial.
AUGGAGCGCAGUCGUGGUGUUCCAGAUGAGGAGAUGUUUCUCAGCAAGCCUGCCCCUGAAGACUGCGACAGCCCUACCGUUGAACCUUUGCGCAUAUUCAAGCCUCAGAGCCCCCAACCCGCAAAAGAUGGCAGAUCAUCUGCUUUCCGAUAUCCUGCGCCUCCUUCGUCCACAUCUCCCGCCUCUAAGCACUCUUUUCCUUUACCUCCUGGCGCCUCCAGCUCUGCGGCUCCCUUGCCGUUCCCGGACGACGACGACGUUCGCAAACCAACUCCUGCGAAGCCCUUCGGCUCUGCAUACAACGACACCAGCCCUCGUCUAGAAACUAGCCCACUAGGAAAGAAACCUGGCCUCGCUGAGCGAAGAGGAGCUGCCCCAAAACCUAUCAGCUCUCCCACAAGUCCUGACGCCGACAUCGAUCUUUUCCAACGUCCUCUGGCCGAUAGCCACCGCCCUGGCUCCUCCAACAGCAAUUAUCCCAGCUAUCAAAAAACGUACUAUCCGCCGCCUGGUGCUGCAUCCGGCUCAUCAAGCAAUGCACCGGCCCAGCCUGCCGCUGUCCAGCAACUCAAGAUGCACGACCAAGGAGUAAAUCGCUUUGCUUCAACUGCCUCGACUUCAACGACCCGGGCAAGCCGUGGCUCGCCCCCCCCUCCCGAAACCCCGAUUGUGGAGCCAGGAC